This is a messenger RNA of Tachysurus fulvidraco (yellow catfish), 1822 nucleotides long. It is a transcript of the gene dusp11, whose product is annotated as dual specificity phosphatase 11 (RNA/RNP complex 1-interacting). The transcript has 9 exons. NCBI's taxonomy places the organism in Eukaryota, Metazoa, Chordata, Actinopteri, Siluriformes, Bagridae. Bases 344 to 1336 code for a protein of 330 amino acids. The record is from RefSeq and is a predicted model, not a curated record. Gene Ontology annotation, molecular function: protein tyrosine/serine/threonine phosphatase activity; polynucleotide 5'-phosphatase activity. Gene Ontology annotation, biological process: protein dephosphorylation.
ACAGGGUGAAUGACGGCAUUGCUUCGUAUGUGUCGGUCGGUUCAGGAUGCGAGGUAAUGCUAGCUUUUAGCUAAUACAGUGUUUCUCCGUACGUUUAGAUCACGUUAUUUUAAUAUAAAUUGAGUUUCAUUUAAAAGCGUAAGGACUUUUUUAUACGGAGUGACAUAUAAAGUAAUAGAAAUGCUUAUUUUUUAAGGUUAAACUGUAAAGAUUGCCGUAAGCUAGCUAGUGCUCGGCAAAGUUGGCGCAUGCGCACACGGGUUUUUUUUUAGUGACAGCGUUGUAUGGCCAAGCAGCUGUUAUUGUUAGUUAGUGUGAAAUAUCGUCCUAGUUAGUAUAGAACAUGGGUCCAAAAAAGAAAAGUGCCAUCCCAGACAGAUGGACUGAUUAUAAAGCAGUGGGUAAACAGAUCCCAGGCACGCGCUUCAUUGCAUUUAAAGUACCUUUAAAACAGGCUUUGCACAGGCAUCUGCAUGAAUCAGAAGUGUUUGGACCUUUGGAACUGAUGGAUGUGUUAAAGAAGGAGGGUGAAGAACUUGGUCUUAUCAUUGAUCUCACUUUCACCACACGUUACUACCAGCCCCAGGAUUUGCCAGACACACUACACUACCUGAAGAUAUUUACAGCAGGGCAUGAGGUGCCGAGUGACUCCACCAUCCUGAGCUUUAAAAAGGCAGUAAAAAGAUUUCUGCAUGAUAAUCAGAACAAUGAUAAGCUGAUUGGAGUUCACUGCACCCACGGACUAAACCGAACUGGAUACCUCGUGUGCAGAUACCUGAUCGAUGUAGAUGGUGUUGAACCGCAUGAAGCCAUCGAUCUGUUCAACAAGGCACGUGGUCACUCUAUAGAGCGGCAGAAUUACCUGGAGGAUCUGAAAUCAGGACCAAAACGCAGUAAUGAUGGAAUGGACGAACCAGAGCAGGAGCCUGUUAAGGGUGGAGCCAGAAACAAUAGGAAUGACUCAACUGUCAUAGGACCUCACUCUUCUUUCAGGAGGAGAGAAGAUUAUCAGGAUCACUUUGAGUUUGUCAACCAGAGGUGGAGCAACAACCAUGCGAGACCCUGUCUACCUCCUCGGUUUCCCACACCCCCUCACAGAGCUCCUCCUCCUUUACUACCUACACCAUCUUUCAGGGGACCACCUCCUCUCCUACCCAUGCCUACUCCGGGUGCCUGGUUUGAUUAUAGAGCAGGCCAUUACCCCGCUCCUCCUCCAAACCCCAACUUCAUGCCACGCUACACCUUCGGAGAAGUGCCUCGCGGACACACUCGCCGAAACAAAAAGCCUAGAACUAUUCAUAAACACGCUACGGAUACUCCAUACUCAUACAUGUAAACACUGCAUUCUCUCUAGCCUUGAAAGUGUUCACAUUAACAAAGAGGUUACAGAUUAGCAAAAUUUUAUUGAUAUUUAUCAUUUUAGCUGUAAAAUGUAAACCUGUAACAGGUUAUUAUUAUUAAAGUUUGUAAAACCUCAGAGCAGACUGUUACUCUGAAAAUCUUGUCAUUUUAAAAUCAUCUGUUUCUGUAGUACACUAGCCUUACAGUAUGUGUCAUGAUCUGUACUCUGCCACAACAUCCAAGAAAUGAGGUGUAGAAAUAUGGAAAUAGGUUUUUUUUGCUGGUCUUGACUUUAUUUGCACAACGGGAAGGAUGAAGGCAGCAGAGGUUGCUGGGAUGGGCAUGGUCAUCCUCUUGAUAUUACCUUUAAAACAACACUUGAGAAACCCACCCUGGUUAGUGUAGCUUGGGUACCAUAAGUAGUUAAUGUAGAAAGAGUUUCUCUGUACGUUUCCAUCUUAUUAAAGUCCAUUUAAUUCCA